AGUUUUUGGAAUUUCAUUAUCUGCACACAAUCUUAUUCAAAAGAGACCGUAUUGGGAAAUUAUUGUUCCAAUAAUGAUUUUUCAGUGGAUCCUACUUACUUUCGGUAUUCGCCUAACCACGCCUGCUUCAAUUUCUGUAACUUAUUCAAAGAACUUGACGACGCAGGAGGAAGUGCAAAAUGCAAAAGAAGAAAUAGUUCACUAUGUGAAUUUGAAUGAGACUGUGAACGAUAUUUCGGCAUUGAAAACUGAAGCAAACAAAUUGUAUAACUCUCAUCUGAAUGACAUUGAAGAUGCACUUUUUGAUUUCAACUCAUCCCAUUGUGCAGUUGAAGAAUGGAACAAUAACCGCACUGAUUCAAUACCUCAUGAGGACCGACACAAAGAAUGGGCCAACCAAAACCUCCUUAAUCGAAAAUAUUUAUAUCACGAUUCGUUUUCAUUAUUGGCAGCAUUUGUCUACACUGAUCAAAUCAUAGUCACGUUGACAGCGGAGAAUAAAUUCAAUCAAACAGUAUACUGUAGAUAUUAUGAUUGUCAUCGGAAGGAAAUACCUGAUCCAUUUAAAACAUCUGUCUUCCCUGAAUCUACAGUAUUUUGUGCUCGUCGGCCUGGUGCAAAGUAUAUUUCCAUUUCAAAAACAACUGAAGAACAAGCAGAAUUACCUAUUCCGAUUGUCCCAAGAAUAGAAAACCCUCCUCACUAUUUCACAGUUUGUAUGGCGACACUUUAUGGAGAUGAACCAAAGUUUCUGCAAAUUGUAGAUUUCAUAGAAUAUUAUAAACUACAAGGAGCUACAUUUUUCCAUAUUUAUUUGAGAAAUGUUAGCAACUAUGAUAGAGUAUUGUUGGAUGAUUAUGUAAGAACUGGAGAUAUUGAAAUAAUAAAAAUGCACGAUCACUUUUGGAGAGAUGAUUUUAUGUGGCACAAUGCACAGAUCAAUGAUUGCCAUCAUCGUAGCAAAUUUUUCUCAAAGUGGACAGCAGUUAUUGACAUCGAUGAGAGAAUUGAAAUGAGAUCAGAAUCAUUUAAAACUAUCAUCAGCCUCUUAGAUUCAAUUCGUGAUCCGAACAUUGUAAAUCUUCAUUUUAAAGUUCAAUGGGUGAUAAAGGGCUCGGACACUCCUGCUGAAUAUGUAAACGAAAAAGAGCUGAUCGAUGAAAUUAUAUUCCAUAAAUACCAAAAUACUUCACAAAUUGGAGGUUUUUGGAAUCAACCUAAAUGUAUCAUUCGACCGGAGAAAAUCGGAAUGAUGACAAUCCAUGCACCAAUGACGACCUACUCUGGGUUACGAAGAUCUCUUGUCAACGAAACUAUUGGGGUUGUAAGGCACUAUCGAAAUGUAGAACAGCGAGUAUUUGCCGGGGCACUUGAAAGAAUGAUGGUGCAUGCUCCAUUUAAUAUAUAUCCAAUACCAAAAUGGAUUGAUGAAUUACUGACUGACGCGAUUUUGAAUCGUGUGAAAUGGGUUUACAACGUCGUCGAUGUAUCUUGCGAUAAAAAAUAGGCAAUCUAUCAAAUUCAUGGUGGAAUCAAUGCUCCGUGUUGGAUAAAAAGAAAAGAAGAUGGAACUAAUUUAAGUGAUGAUGUUUGACAUAAUUUGGUAAUAUAAUAAAAUGAGUUUAAC
This is a messenger RNA of Caenorhabditis elegans, 1627 nucleotides long. It is a transcript of the gene gtnt-17, whose product is annotated as Glycosyltransferase family 92 protein. Lineage: Eukaryota; Metazoa; Nematoda; Chromadorea; Rhabditida; Rhabditidae. The record is from RefSeq and is marked reviewed. Gene Ontology annotation, molecular function: glycosyltransferase activity. Gene Ontology annotation, cellular component: membrane. The coding region runs from base 74 to 1507 and encodes 477 amino acids. The transcript has 10 exons.